GGCGCUAAGCGACACGGCUCAGCCAGUUGCGCAAGUUCGCGGGACUCGCUCACAGUGCUCAAUCAAAGCUUUAUUAUUCAAGCUUAAACUUUAAUAAAACUUUUAUUCCAAUAAAAUGUAUUUUAUAUACAUUCCUUUCUAUCUCUUUUGGGUUUGUGUCAAUUCCUCAAUCUUUGAUCAACGACAAACAGGCGAUUUAAAUGUUCAAGUGGACGUUAAGGAUGUGCAAAUUUUUGCUGUAAUGAAAGGAAAUAAAGAAGAAUAUGUGGAUUAUGAUUAUGCUUAUGAUUAUUCAGAGCUGACCAUAAAACCGCAGAAUCGAACGACGCCAAAACCAAUUACAAGUACAAGCACAUCUACAUCGCAAACGAAUACAAUUAGUGAUACAACAACUACACUUGGUGCAACUUUGUUACACGAAAAUGUAACAACAACCGAAGACUUUGUAACUACUACAAUCAGCCCAUUAGAUCUAAAAACUACAAUAAAAUAUGAAGUAAAUAAUACGAGUCACGAUAAUUCUCAGAAGAAUGUUACUGUAAAACCAGCUUCUAACAUAACAAUUAAAAAUUGUAAAAGAGGAUUUAUAUUAAAUCAAAGGGGUGAUUGCCAGCUCAAGAUCAACAGUACCGGAAAUGCGUUAAUGAAGUUAGUGAAAUUAUCCCAAAAAUUAAAAUUGAGAAGAGAAAAUAAGAGCAAUGACAACCCAUAAUUAUAUCAUUUUAUUGAAUAUGGAAUGUUAAUUUAACUAUAUGUGAAAUAUUUGUAUUUGUCAUACU
Molecule: messenger RNA, 779 nt
Organism: Melitaea cinxia (Glanville fritillary)
Lineage: Eukaryota; Metazoa; Arthropoda; Insecta; Lepidoptera; Nymphalidae
Exons: 3
Coding region: 116-712 (198 amino acids)
Source: RefSeq, a predicted model, not a curated record